Molecule: messenger RNA, 1461 nt
Organism: Pyrenophora tritici-repentis Pt-1C-BFP
Lineage: Eukaryota; Fungi; Ascomycota; Dothideomycetes; Pleosporales; Pleosporaceae
Source: RefSeq, a predicted model, not a curated record
AUGGCGAUACAACCCCAGUUGAAAGUAAUCGUUUCCGAUGCGGUCGCUAGAGCAGAGCCCCUCCCCUACCCCUACCCCAAGCACUUCGACGACAUUGAAGCAGCCAAGGCCUAUGUCGAGAGCAUUUGCAAGAAGAAGGACUUCAAGUACUCCAACGUCCUCACCUUGUCAUUCCAACAGAAGGAGUACAUCAAGGACAAGGUGCACUUCAUCGUCGCAGCCAAGGCAUUCGAACAAGGCGAGUUCUACCUGAAGAAAGCAAUGGAAGACAGGAACGCGCUUCGAGCCUCCAUCGAAGCCGACAUCCACCGCAUCCUCAACAUCAUCAAGCCCUCCGACUGGCCGCGCAUCUUCCUGGACGCCCAGCUCGCAAAGCACUUUGUGUCUCGCGCCUGUGCUGCCAAGAACUUUGCAUACACGGAUUUCCCGGGCGUCGAAAAGGCAAAGUACAUGGGUUUUGUGGAUUUCAACACUGCGCGCCAUGCUUUUGAAGCCGGCUUCUUCUUGACCAAGGAGCGGCCGCCCAAGGGCUGGGUGUGCAAGCCUCGUUUUGUUGCGAAGGGUGCUGAGAGGGGGAUUCAGAAGCGUCUGCCUGUGACUAGGGUGGUCGCUGGUGGUGCUUUCAAAGCUGCUGCUUUUCCUCCUGCUGCUAUGGUAAAGCCUGCUGGUAGUCCUGCUGCUGCCAUGGUCAAAGCUGGUGGUAUUUUCAGAGCUGUUGGUGGCGCUGCUCCUAUGGCAAAAGCUGUGGGUAUCGCUCCUGCUAUGCUGAAACCCGGUGGUGGUAUUACUACUAUGGUGCAAGCUGGUGGCCAUCCUGCUGCUGCUGGUUCAUAUGCGACACUACGAGACGUCAUUACAGCAGACGUCGCCCGUCUAACACCCCUCAUCCCCACCUGGCCCCUCUACUUCACCUCUCUCAACGACGCCCGCGACCACGUCGCCAACAUCUCGCACAACAACUACUUCAGUUACACGUACUGGCCUACCGUAGAACCCUGCCGCUUCCGCCUGUUCGUCAACUUCAACACCGCCAAGCGUGCGCUGCACAAUGGGGCGUUUAGCCUUGUCGAGGAAGUUGGUGUGAAGGCGGCGAGGGAAGAGUGGGCUGCGGUUGUUAAAAAGAGUGACGAUGCGCUGAAGAGUGGAAAUCAGGAGAAGGACGAGGGCGAAGUUACCGACAACGAGGAUGAUGGAUAUGGAGAUUCUGACAAGAUGGAAGUUGAGAUGGAGAAGGUCGAGUUCGAGGACGAACAGGAGGGCCAUGUUGCUACUCCUGCCGCCGCUGUCGAGGAACCUGUCAACCUGAUCGACUUUGACGACUCUGACCGCGACUCAGAUGCUGCUUCUAUCUCUCCGUUUGACGACUUGACAGGCCGUUUCCGAGAUGUGGAGAUGGACCCGUUCAAGGUCUUGCUUCCGGUAGCUCACGAGGCUUUCACACUUAAGUCUGCCUCUGGCUAG